UAUCUUUUUUUUGUAAGAUUGUUCCAUCUGUGCUGUAGCUUGGAAGUUUUUGAGAAGGGGUCUCCAGAAGGAAUUUGUAAUUGGGCAUCAGUCAAGAACAAUGAAAGCAAGAAGACUAGUUCUCACUUGUCUUCCAUUUUACUCUCAAAAGUAAGGUGAAUAUUGAGGGGUAUCUAAUUGUUCCUUUGUGUCAAUCUUCCUCUACCUUUAAUGCUUGUCUCUGGAAAUUGAGGGAUCACAAUGUCUCUUUCUACGUACACUCUUGAUAGAGAAAAUGAGGAUGCGACGUUGAUGUCUUCAUUGAUCCCUCAACUUAGCACAAAAUCGACAACCCACCACACAGUCAAUGUGCAAACAACUAUUAUAAAUUUGCAAGGCUACCAUGGGAGGGUUAGGACCAGCCAACGGGCCGACAAAGCUGCAAGUUUCAGGGCGGACUAUAACAAUUCAGUAUUUCCUCCAGUCGGUGAGCUGAUGAUGGAUAGUGAUGUAAAAUCGAGCCUCUCAUUCAUCAUCAGGCAAGUGCUGAACCGAUUCCUUCCAACCACGAAAUGUCCGACAAGGCUUUGGAUGAGUUUGAGCGCUUUCUUUCCCUUAAACCUAAGAUUCGUGAGCGCGUUUAUAAUUAUUACAUGGACUCCCGAUGGUUUGAGACUGGUAAUGGAGAAUUUGAGUUUAAGUGGUUGCACUCGUUCUUUGAAAAUGUCGUCAAGAUUAAGAUUGAGAUGCACCUGGGCUGAGGGGUGGAAUGUAGGAUUGGUGAAGGAAACAGCGGCUGUUCAUGUGUUGUUUUUCAGGGAUGCUGGGUCUGGGAAUCGAUUUCGUACUAUGAUGACCUUGCCGUGUUGACUGUUUUAUGAGGGCUGAGGAAUACAUCUUGAAUUGUAUGAGUCGAUAGUUGUUCAAAAGUUAAUGAGUAACAAAGUAAGAAACCAGAACCGCCGGUAAAGAUGAUGCAAAUGUUCAGAAGAGCGGGGAAUAUGUAGUCCU
This is a messenger RNA of Sclerotinia trifoliorum, 990 nucleotides long. Lineage: Eukaryota; Fungi; Ascomycota; Leotiomycetes; Helotiales; Sclerotiniaceae. The record is from the annotation of a GenBank genome assembly.